UCUGAAAUGAGAAAUGAAGGGAAAAAUAUAACCUAAUUUAAUUAUAAAUGUUGGUAAACAUAGUAAACAAAAAUACUAAUCUUUUUAGUGCAUACUUAGAUAAUUGCAUUAGAUAAGAAUGUCAGAAGAAAUUAGAAUCGAAAUUUUACUGGAUAAAAUUUGUAGAACAUGUUUAUCAGAAAAAGAUCCAAUGGAGUUGAAAUCACUAUAUGAUAGCGCUUUAAAGAAAGAACUAUCUGAAAUUACGUCUAUAAAGGUAGAGGAAAAUGAUGGUCUACCUCCUGGAAUAUGUAAUGAUUGCUACUACACUUUAAACGUUUCGAUAAAUUUCAAAAAUCAAUGCCUAAAAUCUGAAUCACAUUUAAAAAGUAUUUUAUUUCCAGAACCAUCGAUUAUUUAUAAAACAAUUACUAUAUUAGAUAGUGGUCCAGAAAAUUCCAGAAUAGAGAUAUGUAAUGAUGAUGAAACCCUACCAAGAAUUAGUGAAAAUGCAAAAGUAGAAAAUACAGAAUUAGAUAAUUUUAAUAUUAUUCAGAAUAAUUCUGUAUAUAUUGAUAUUUAUUCUGAUAAAAAUUCGAAUAUUAUAUGUAAUAAUUCAGAUGAUGGAAAAUUAAAAAAUAUAAAAAAUCUUAGUAGUGUAAUAAAAUACAAUCCGAAAAUUUAUGCAAAGGAAAAUGCUUGUGUUCCAAAUUUUGAAUGCACAGAAUGUAAAAAGAAAUUUAAAUAUGAAAGUAUUUUUAAAUCACAUAUGAUUAGGCAUGGUAAAAAUUUAAAAUGUGAAAUUUGUCAACAGGAGUUUAAUGCAAUGAAAACUUACAAAUUCCACAUAAGAUCCAAACACCCAGAUUACCGUCCGUACAAAUGCAAACAUUGUAAAAAAGAUUUUAGUACUGCAUCUGCUUUAAUAAAACACACUCGUAUACAUGGUGGAGAAAAGAAGCACUUAUGUAACGUUUGUGGGAAACGAUUUUUUGAACAGAAUCACUUGUUGGUUCAUUCGAGAAUCCACACAGGUGAAAAACCACUUGGUUGCAAUACUUGUGGCAAAAAAUUCGCCAAUCGGCACGGUCUAAUAACUCACAACAAAAUUCAUACUGGUGAACGAAAAUAUCAGUGUAAUACUUGUGGACAGAGAUUUGCCCAUUCUUUCGUAUUAAAAGCCCAUAAACGAGUGCAUACAGGAGAGAAACCAUAUAAAUGCAAUAAUUGCAAUGCUUCAUUCGGUUCUUCAUCGUAUUUGAAAAUUCACCAAAGGAUACACAAUCAAGAAAAACCAUAUAACUGUGCUACUUGUCAUAAGGCUUUUGUUUGUAAAAGUAGCCUCGAUUCUCACAAAAAGACCCAUACAGGGGAAAAACUUUACCAAUGUUCGAUUUGUGGGAAGACAGCUGGAAGAUCUACUGACUUACAAAUUCAUAUGAGAAUACACACAGGUGAGAAACCUUACGGUUGCGACCAAUGCAGCAAACGUUACGUCACUUCCAGUAACCUGGCCGCUCAUAAACGUACGCAUUUGGGUACAAAGGAUUACAUUUGUUCAACAUGUGGGAAGGCGUUCGGGGAUUCCCGGACGCUGAAAUGCCAUUAUAGGAUCCAUACGGGAGAAAAACCAUAUGUUUGUACAAUUUGUGGUAAUAGUUAUACGCAAUCUGGUCAACUAUCAGUCCACAGGAGGAUACAUAAAAAUACUGAAAUUCAACAAGAGUAUAAUUAAAAUAUAUAACGUUCGUGUUUUUUUUUUAUUUUGCACUUCAUGUUAAACCGAUUUAUUUCUUUAAUGAGAUAUUUAUUGAAAAUGAUCUAGUUCUUGAAUAAGGUAAUAUGAAGUCUCCUGAAAUUGAAUCAUUGCUGAUUUUUCGUUCCACAGGUAAGUUAAUUAUUUUAUAGGUUAUGAUUGACGCCAUAGACGUAACAAAUUCAAAUUUAUUUUGAAAAUGUUAGAUUUAACUAUAAUUGUAGUUUUUAGUCGCAUAUUCGUGUUGUUUUGGGGGAAUCUUUAUCAUAGUACUUCUUCGAUUUAAUACGCCAGAGCUAAGGACAACUUUCAUAAAUUUGAACAAUCUUUUCUAGAAUUUAUUGAUUACUUUUUUGUUUAUCUGAAGAUUCUAAAGAGAUGGAACAAAAUAUCUAAUAGAGACGGCAACAUUUGCUUGAAUAAGCAUCGUACA
Psylliodes chrysocephalus is the source of this 2168-nucleotide messenger RNA. NCBI's taxonomy places the organism in Eukaryota, Metazoa, Arthropoda, Insecta, Coleoptera, Chrysomelidae. The record is from the annotation of a GenBank genome assembly.